Molecule: messenger RNA, 938 nt
Organism: Colletotrichum navitas
Lineage: Eukaryota; Fungi; Ascomycota; Sordariomycetes; Glomerellales; Glomerellaceae
Exons: 2
Coding region: 108-497 (129 amino acids)
Source: RefSeq, a predicted model, not a curated record
GCCUCACAACCGGGAAACUAGUGCGUAUAGCGACUACGUAUCUCCGCGCUCUCGUGCAGAAACGGAGCCGUUGCUUCUUGUGGCUGUGGCUUGUGCACCCCCCACCCAUGACCCGCGACGCCGUAGGUAUUCCAUCUUCUUUUGCUUCUGCUUCUUCUUCUUUUUUCCUUUCUUUUUUUUACUUUUCCUUCGCUUCUUCUGCCGAGAGCCUGAUUAGGUAUCUGCUCUAUCUCACCUGGGUAGGGUACCUACGUGCAAGUCGUCCGUGGCACGUCAAGCGUGCCUGUCAAUGUCAAAGCCCCCUCGGACACUCCAUUAGUUGGGCUGCGUUGGCUUCUGUCCUUGCUUUCCAUCCAAGCUUCACGCAUUUCGGACCAAAGAUCGUCAUGGCCGUAUUGUGUUGCCAUGAUGCGGGGGGCGCCUGGUGGCCUCCCGCCCAGCUGCUGGCAGUUCAGGCGGCCCUAAGCUCGACCACCAGUGGUCGUAUAGGUAGCUAGCAGCUCAAGUAGGUACCUAGGUAGCUAGUCUUAGGAAGCAGUCCGAGCGGCCCAGAAUUCCGGUCUUGGUAGCGACCCGAUACGCCCUCCGCCCUAUUGUCCAGACAUGGCAACUAGGUCGUCCUCGUCGUCAGCAACGAGUCUACUACUUACUCUCUCUCUCUUUCUCCAUAUCAGGUUGUACGAAUACGGUUACCGCGUCUUCCUCCCUGUUUCUCGAAAACAAGCCUCACCUCCGGACUGCCCACUGCCGGCCCUCUUUUUUUUUCUUUUCUUUUUCUUUUUUUCCCCCGAUUCUCAAUUAGUCUCGCUCACUUCAUCGUCCCGUUAUCGCAAGUAGCCGCCACCUGAGGGCCGAGUACCGUCUCUCCAAAAGAGAUGCGCCUGUCCAAGUACCAUUGAUAACUCUCCGCCAUAUAUGCAUAUCCCCCCCCCCCCCCC